Molecule: messenger RNA, 830 nt
Organism: Aptenodytes forsteri (emperor penguin)
Lineage: Eukaryota; Metazoa; Chordata; Aves; Sphenisciformes; Spheniscidae
Product: carboxymethylenebutenolidase homolog
Exons: 5
Coding region: 1-738 (245 amino acids)
Molecular function (GO): hydrolase activity
Source: RefSeq, a predicted model, not a curated record
AUGGCUAAUGAAUCGAGGCCUUGCCCAUGUGGUAUUGGAGACAGGUUUGACUAUGAGGGUUGUGGGCAGGAAGUACAAGUUGAGCACAUCAAGGCGUAUGUUUGCAAAGCACCUGCCAGCGCAGACAAAGCUGUGGUUGUGAUUCACGAUAUAUUUGGAUGGCAACUCCCAAACACCAGAUACAUGGCUGAUAUGCUUGCGGCUAAUGGAUACAUAGCCAUCUGCCCAGACUUUUUUGCAGGAGGAGAAGCUUGGAAGCCUUCUGAUGACUGGUCCAAGUUUGAUGAUUGGCUGAAAACUCGAGAUGCCAGGAAAAUAAACAAAGAAGCUGAUGCUGUCCUGAAAUAUCUGAAGGAACAGUGUGGUGCAAAGAAGUUAGGGGUUGUUGGUUUUUGCUGGGGUGGUAUUGCUGUACAUCACCUGAUGAUGACAUACCCAGAAUUGAAGGCUGGUGUGUCUCUCUAUGGACUAAUCAAGGAUUCUGAUGAUAUAUCUAAUCUCCUGAACCCUACAUUUUUCAUUUUUGCUGAAAAAGAUGACUUCAUUCCUCUUCAUCAAAUCACCCUGCUGGAGCAGAAGCUAAAGAAAAAUUGUAAAGUCGAUUUUGAAGUUAAAAUUUAUCCUGGACAAACUCAUGGUUUUGUACAUCGCAGAGGAGAAGAUAUCAGUCCUCAAGAUAAGCCUUAUAUUGAGGAAGGAAGAAAGGAUAUGAUCAACUGGCUGAAUAAAUACAUUUAAUAGAAGAGCAAGCAACUUAAUUUGUGACACAAUUAUGUAAUACACUGCAGAUUUUUGAUAACACAUUUUAGAAAAUUGGAGGGGAGAGUUUG